GUGAAAGCCAAUAGCCCCCAGGUCGGUCAGGCUUUUCAGAUCGGCCAGCGAGCGUUCAGCUUCACUGCUGAUGGUGCCGGCGUUCGGGCAUGUUUAGCAACCGAGAUGCGUUUCAAGAAGCGCUCUGUGUGCCCUCUUCCGGAUGCGAGCACAGUCAAAAGCUCCUCAAUGCUCAUCUUCCGAGUAGCGUAGGUGCAAUCAGGUUUCCUACUUACGUCCCCUCACCAUGCUCCUCUGCUCUCUCCUCUUCGUCGCUGUCACGGCGGCGGCACCAACGAGUCCACUUGUCGUUCACGAGAAGCGUGAGCUGCCAUCGUUGGGCACCGUCAAAGGCAGCCGAGUUGCCUCCGAUGCAAUCUUGCCAGUCCGCAUCGCUCUUACCCAAAGUCAUCUCCAUGAAGGUUACAACCAUCUGAUGCGCGUUUCACACCCGCACUCUCCCAGCUAUGGUCAGUACUGGACGAUUGAUGAGAUUCAUGCAGAAUUCGCACCCAGCGACGAAGCGGUUGAGGCCGUCAAGGCCUGGCUUGAAGAUGCGGGACUCGAUCGCGGGGGAGUCGCCCAGUCGGCAAGUCGGGGUUGGCUUGCUGUCGAUAUGUCCGCUAGAGAUGCAGAGCGUAUCUUCCAGACCGAGUAUUACGAGCACGUGGAUGCGCAUGGCAACGUAAGGGUGGGGUGUGACAAAUACCAUCUUCCCUCACAUCUGUCCCAUCACAUCGACCACGUUAAACCAGGUGUCACUCUCUCUGGACCAUUAUCGAAAGUCGUGACGGAGACUAUGAAGUUGCCUCACUUUCCACGCGCCGCAGAUACCUCCCCUAAGCCACCCCCCAACAUAUCUGCCACCAGUCUGACUGAUUGCGGGACAUGGAUCACUCCUGCCUGUAUCAAAGCCUUAUACAAUAUCCCCGAUGCUGCGCUCAACCACCCAAACAACACGUUGGGCGUAUUCGAGUACGGCACUCCUUACAACCAACUGGACCUCGAUCUGUUCUUCAGCCAUUAUGCUCCAUGGGUUCCAAAUGGAACACACCCCACCCUCGCGUCUAUCAACAACGCAACAGCGCCAGGAAAACCAAACGUGCACGGCUCCGGGGCUGUCAUCGACCUCGAUCUUCUCUUUUCCUUAACCUACCCCCAGAUGGUGACAUUAUAUCAAGUCAACGGAACGCAAGCCCAGUUCGCGACCGUGGGCGACUUUGAGUUUCUGCUGGACGCCGUAGACGGCGCCUAUUGCACUGAAGCAGAACGCAAGUCCGGGGCGGACUGCGGCACAACCAAUCUGACCAACGUCCUCUCGACAUCUUACGAAAGCUACGAACUAGCUCACACAGAAGCGGCAGCCAAGCGGGCUUGUUACGAGUACAUGAAGCUGGGGCUUAAGGGGCACUCCGUGCUGUUCUCGGGUGGUGACUACGGAGUCGCUGGAUCCGUCAUCGGCACCAAGGCGAAGCCAAGCAAUGGUUGCAUCGACGCGCAGAAUGUUACCGAUUUCACCUCCAACGGGACGGUCUUCACUACCCUGUUUCCCGCAAGCUGUCCAUUUGUUACGGUCGUCGGUGCAACGCAACUGGUAAGUCUAGUAAGCCAUCUGGCGGGUAACUGCUUACGGCUCUUCGAUCAGAACCCAGGCCAAACCGUAAACGACACCGAGAGUGCCAUGAAUAUACGGGCAGGCAGCGACCCGGGACUCUAUUCUUUCACCAGCGGGGGUGGCUUCUCCAACUACUUCCCUGUCACGGCAUACCAAGAGGAAGCAAUCAACACCUAUUUCAACACCUCCAAUCCAGGCUAUGCGACGUACGGGUACAACGGCAGCGCCAAAUCCAUUGGCGCGAACGGCGGGAGAUACAACCGACACGGCCGCGGGACCCCCGACGUGUCCGCCAACGGUGCUCAUCUAGCUACCUUCCUCACCGGCGAAUUCUUCCAGGCCGGAGCGGCCGGGACAAGCCUUUCCACCCCCAUCUUCGCCUCGAUCGUCAACCUGAUCAAUGAAGCACGCCUAGGCGCGGGGAAGGGCCUAGUAGGGUUCAUCAAUCCGGUCAUCUACGCGCAUCCCGAGGCCUUUCAUGACAUGGUGAAUGGCAGCAAUCCGGGUUGCGGCACCGCUGGAUUCAAAGCGGUCGAGGGCUGGGAUCCGAUCACUGGCUUGGGCACGCCGGACUAUCCGUCGCUGUUGAAGGUAUUCAUGGGUCUCCCAUAGAAGGGAGGGGAGACGAGCGGCGUGUUGGGUUGACGUCUUUUUUUUGGUCUAAAUUGCUAGAUAAUGUCGACUACUGCACGAAGUCACGCAGCUUGUGCUUUAGUACGUCGACACGAAGUCACUGCUCAGCGUAUCCAGUGCUACCAUGGCGCAGAGUGCUAGAACACAGUGCAACGUAUUUGGUCCCCUGACGUGCCCUUCCACCCCUUUCA
This is a messenger RNA of Neohortaea acidophila, 2418 nucleotides long. Its product is annotated as aorsin. Lineage: Eukaryota; Fungi; Ascomycota; Dothideomycetes; Mycosphaerellales; Teratosphaeriaceae. Bases 227 to 2206 code for a protein of 659 amino acids. The record is from RefSeq and is a predicted model, not a curated record. Gene Ontology annotation, biological process: proteolysis. The transcript has 5 exons. Gene Ontology annotation, molecular function: serine-type endopeptidase activity; tripeptidyl-peptidase activity.